UAUUUUUGUGGAAACAUGACCCGCGUGGCGUUCCAUACGAGAGGUUGUGGCGUAGGAAGAGGAGGAGGAGGAAGACGCUGGAGAACGUCUGUACAGAUGCGAUGUGUAAGGCUAACGGGCAUGAGGGGUGAAUCUAAAGACUUGUUAAGCGAUGAGGCGGUUGGAGGCACCUCUGGUCCAGCAGCAAGCUCUGAGCACAGGGCGGGGUGUAUGUCCGUUAUGGGAGUGUUGGUGCUCGGUGUGGGCGGGCUGCUCUCCGUUCUGGCGGCAGGACCACUGCACGCGCACUGCUCAGUCACAUGGACUGUAGACAUCCCAUGCUUUGAUGCCUCCUCCCUUCUGGUAAACCAGAUAAAAGAGUGGACAACAGAGCACUGCCCCCCAAAGAGCCAAAAGUGCCUGUUCUCUCUGGUGUCUGUAAUUGGUGAUGAUAUCAUUGCCACUCGCACCACUCCAGUAAUGAGGUUCAUUGAUGACAUCACAUUUAACUUCAGCAGCACAAGCACAGACAGCUGUGAGAUUCAGGGUCACUCUACAUCUCGUAGCUGGUACACCAUAUUAGAUUCAGGAAGCAACUACCUGAACAUGCACAGUCUUAUGAGAGCCAGUGGUCUGUCCUCAUCACCGAGCUUUACUGAGUCCACCAGUGACCGCAUGUGCACACAGUACUCCUCCACGAGACUGAAACUGAACUCAUAAAUGUCACUUCUCUCUCAUGCUACACCCAGUGAUAUACUUACAUUAGUACUAGUUAAAUAAAUAACAGACAGGAAUAAUGUAGAUCUACUAACAAGAUCACAAAGUUAUGUAUGAUGCAGUAUUGACUAUAAAUUCUGAUGCCAAUCAGUCAUUCCUGGUUUAAAAUGGCAAUAAACCCUGGAGGUUCCUUGGACUUCAUAAAACCCUGGUUACAUGUGUACCAAAAUAUCAUGAGGAAAAGGAUUCUUAGGAAAGCUUUGAAAGGUUGUCAGACAUGAUCACAAUGAUCAGUUCAUAGUUAGAACAGCUAAAUGAAGCCCAUGAGGAGGAGUGGCAUGUCAUGUAAGGAGAUGGUAUCCUGUUGAUAUGGUGAUGACAGUAAAGUGAUGAUGUUCACCACAUAGUGUGCUAUCCACUGCUUAGUCAAGGGAGCCCACUGAGUCUUACCUCCAUACGAAAAAAAAAACAGAUUAUCUGAGGCUCGGCAGGUUUCCAGCAGGUCUAAAUAACACCAUAAGGCACAUACUGGGUUCAGAAAGAAAUGACCUACAGGCUCGUCCUCAAUCCAGUCUGCGAAGUUAACAUAAAAUGCAGUAUCUUAAUUUUCAGCAGUGGUGUGACUCAACAGCAGGUAUGUGGUUAUCAUAAUAGUAUCAAAAGAGUAUUAGUAUUAGAGUAUUGGUAGUAUUAGUGGUAUUUCAAAUAUUUAUAUAUUUAUAUUUAUUUGUGUAGAAUGUUUAACAAAAGGCAUUGUUACAAAGCAGCAAUCAAUAUUGUGGUUGCUUGGUAGGUAGUUAUAAGUCUGGAAGAACCUCCAUCCAUCAUCUAAUAAAGUACAAGGAGGAUGAUUGACCAGUGAGGCAUAAGGAGGUCUUAAGAGCUAGUCUCUGAUAUUCUCUUGGGGGGCAGAAUAGAGCAAAUAAUCUCUGGGUCAGAAACUUACCUACUGACAAAAUGAAUAAAACUCAUGACAAGUAUUUACUUUUUUAUUUGUAAUAAAUUAUAUUGAUCCCCCCCACCCACUUAGUAUUAUAGGCAUGUUGGUGUAGCUGCAUGAGAGAUAAUCUGAUAUAUCUGCUAUGAGUGGAAUCAGAAUGUUCCCCUGUUUUUUUGACACUGCACUAAAUGCUUCAUUAUAAAAUACUACUACUGACCUAUAAAGGUUUCACUACACAGUAUCUGUUUUAUUUAUCAUCAUCCACCAGGUCUACAUUCUGUCAUUUUUAAUUUAACAAGAAUUUUUCCUCAUCUGUAUCUGUAUAUAUAUCUUAAUAAUUAUUGUUAUUUUUUAAUUAAAUCUUUUUCCACUGAUAUUUGGAGAUCUAUCACUGGCCCAGUUUAGUCUAUUGACUUCUUAUGUAGCGCUACAGUCCACUAGAGGGCAUUGGCAGCCCAUUUGUAGUCCCUAGCUCAGUGGUUGAGAACCCCAGUAUACACAAUGAUGGCAGACUGAUUGUACUCCCAGUUAGAUUGAUUUUGAAUGUAUUUUAAGUUAAAAAAUACUUGAGUGGAGAAAAACAAUUGGCUUCUUUUAUCAUAAUAUGAAAACGCUGUGUGAUUCACACGCUGUGUGAUGUCACAUGUGACAUUUUUAUUAAAAAUGGCAACAUUAAUACUGCCAGUAAAAGCAACAACAACAACAACAACAACAAUAAUAAUAAUAAUUACAGAAAUCCAUACAGACAAGGGGAGAACAUGCCCACACAGAGCACACUAACACACUAUAACUGGAGUCAGAAUAUAAAUAGAAUUUGUAAGACUGAAACAGGAAACCCUGGAACUGUGAGAUGGUAACACUGUCCACCACUGUCUUUGUGCCAAGUCAAGGUCACUUCACAUCACUUUGGAAUUUAGGAUAAAAAUAAAUUGAUGUGUAUUCAGUAUUCUUAUCACCAUGCAAUCAUUUUUAACUUUUGUUACAUUAACAUUAAAUAUAAUGUUGAUUGAAUGUUGACUGAUAGGAUGGUAAACGUGUAAAAACAUUGCUAAUACUUGCUUCCAAUGAUGUUUUCCCUGUGCAGUGUAAUUAUGGAUCAGUAAACAGGCACAAUGGCCAG
Molecule: messenger RNA, 2756 nt
Organism: Hemibagrus wyckioides
Lineage: Eukaryota; Metazoa; Chordata; Actinopteri; Siluriformes; Bagridae
Exons: 5
Coding region: 16-699 (227 amino acids)
Source: RefSeq, a predicted model, not a curated record